AUCAUUAGUAAUUAUCGAGUGGAAUGGACGGACUGGGAUGGUAACACUGACUCUAAAGUCACAGACGGGAGCACGUAUUCUUAUCAAAUAAUGUUAAACUCGUGUGGCGGGGAGGUAGAUGUGAUAGUGAGUGCGAAGACUUCUGAUGUUGAAGGAUUUGGAGAGAUCCCAGCCAGGAAGGGCUUUCCUCGUGAACUCAAUCUCGCACUUGUCAUGUAAUGCCAUUGCGCCAGACGAGGUAGCACUGAGCUGGGAGCUCCAGAAUUCGAAAUGUUCGGUCGACUAUUACAACGUUACGUGGAGCUUCAAUUCGCUUUGGUCUGAUGACAAAGGCUCGGGCUUUCUCUCUGUUAACGGGAAUGAUUUAUCCACCACUGUGGGAAAUCUGAUCCCUUACUCUGAGAUCUCGGUGGCGGUCCACAUCAGUAACUCUCCGCUGGCAACCGUUUGCAACACCAUAACACAGGAGGAAAAUGCGGGGCCACCGGUGCUCGUGUCCGUGGUGGUGGAGGACCAGGGUGAGGUGCGAGUCACGUGGGAACCUCCUGUCGAGAAGAAUGGACAAAUUAUUGAGUACGGAAUAUUUGUAGAUAGUUCAACUAACUUUGUGAAGAAUGUGAGCGGGGAGGUGCACACCACGACCGUCAUUGUGGAGCCGUGCGUCAGUGUCUCCCUCUCUGUGGCGGCUCGUAACCACGCUGACAAGGAUGACGGGUGGGGGCAGCGGUCUGAGGAAAAGGAGGUGAUUCCCCCUGGCGAUGUGUUGCCAGAUUCUGUAGAAUGCUACAAUUCCGCGCGUGAUGUGCAGGCGUGUUGGCUUCCUUACAACAAAUACUGUCCAGUGUCGCAGUACAACCUCCAGUGGGAAGGAAAGGUGCUCUGGUCACCUGGCACCACAGACUCAAACAGCACGACGCUAGAUUGGAGCCCAGAGGAGUUUUGCUACAACAUUUCUUCGAUUCCCUACACAAAUUAUAGAGUCAGUCUCAGUGUGGGCACGAAUACGCACGUAUCUGUAACCUGCUCCUCCACAAGUCCCAUGGCAGCUCCUGGACCGCCGACGCUGGAGGAGAUUCAGGCAGAGAACCUGACAAUCAACGUCACCUGGAAAGAACCUCAACAGAAGAAUGGAAUCAUUAGUAAUUAUCGAGUGGAAUGGACGGACUGGGAUGGUAACACUGACUCUAAAGUCACAGACGGGAGCACGUAUUCUUAUCAAAUAAUGUUAAACUCGUGUGGCGGGGAGGUAGAUGUGAUAGUGAGUGCGAAGACUUCUGAUGUUGAAGGAUUUGGAGAGAGAUCCCAGCCAGGAAGGGCUUUCCUCGUGAACUCAAUCUCGCACUUGUCAUGUAAUGCCAUUGCGCCAGACGAGGUAGCACUGAGCUGGGAGCUCCAGAAUUCGAAAUGUUCGGUCGACUAUUACAACGUUACGUGGAGCUUCAAUUCGCUUUGGUCUGAUGACAAAGGCUCGGGCUUUCUCUCUGUUAACGGAAUGAUUUAUCCACCACUGUGGGAAAUCUGAUCCCUUACUCUGAGAUCUCGGUGGCGGUCCACAUCAGUAACUCUCCGCUGGCAACCGUUUGCAACACCAUAACACAGGAGGAAAAUGCGGGGCCACCGGUGCUCGUGUCCGUGGUGGUGGAGGACCAGGGUGAGGUGCGAGUCACGUGGGAGCCUCCUGUCGAGAAGAAUGGACAAAUUAUUGAGUACGGAAUAUUUGUAGAUAGUUCAACUAACUUUGUGAA
Molecule: messenger RNA, 1745 nt
Organism: Portunus trituberculatus (swimming crab)
Lineage: Eukaryota; Metazoa; Arthropoda; Malacostraca; Decapoda; Portunidae
Product: usherin-like
Exons: 10
Coding region: 146-1522 (458 amino acids)
Molecular function (GO): protein binding
Source: RefSeq, a predicted model, not a curated record